This is a messenger RNA of Symbiodinium sp. CCMP2456, 1116 nucleotides long. Lineage: Eukaryota; Dinophyceae; Suessiales; Symbiodiniaceae. The record is from the annotation of a GenBank genome assembly.
AUGGCCCACGCUGGCAGCUGUGCAUUUGACGAUUGCAUCUGGUACUCCGACUUUGUGACGAUUCCUGGAGAGCCACUGGUGAACAAGGAGGCACAUCGCACCUUCAACGUGAAGACGCAGUCAGGAGACAGCGACUGGUCGCGCAAGAACCCUUGGCGCGCACCGGGAACAGCCCCCAUCUUCGGAUCUGGUUGUGGCGUCUACGGCGGUCGUCAGGAGUUCGUGAUCGACUCCUCCGGCAACCUGUUGGGCGUCCACCUUGCCGGCAAGGACGGCGCAAACCUGCCCGCCAAGGAGCCGACGGUGUGGCCACAAGGCUCAGUCCAGGAGGUGGCCUGGGCCAUCACGGCCAACCACGGGGGAGGCUACUCCUACCGGCUCUGCCCCAAAACUAGCAACAUUACUGAGGAGUGCUUCCAGCAGCAUGUGCUGCGCUUCCAUGGCGACAAGCAGUGGCUGGUCUACGGCAACAUGACGCAGAUGGGCGAUCCCAUCGGCAGCUUCCUGCCGCGAAUCGAGCUGCCGCUGGUUCGAGUGACGGAAGGUACAUACCCAGCAGGCAGCGAGUGGGCGAGGAAUCCCAUUCCAAGCUGCGAGAUGUUUAGCCAGGCAGAGUGUGCCGGCCUGCCACAACAGGAGUUUAUUACCUGCGCUCAAGCCGCCUCGGGCUACGAUGUUGUGCAGUGCCCUCCCGGCAUGGUCCAAUUUCCGGAGCCCUUGCCAGGCCUGAGUGGACAUGUGCCUUUCUGGCGCAGCAGCCUCGACAAGGACACGCCCCAGUGGUCCAACAGCGUGGCCUCCUCGAAGAACGCAGGUGACCCCCCCAUUUCUCGAGGCUUUCCUUUCUCUAUUGCUGAUCUCGUGCACAUCCCUCAGGAUCUUCCGGAGGGCCAGUAUCUGCUGUCGUGGCGAUGGGAUUGCGAGCAAUCUUCGCAAGUUUGGCAGAACUGCGCCGACAUCAGGAUUGUGAAUGCCGUGAAUGGCACAACUCCAACAGCCAACUUGCAAGAAGAGCGGGAGUCGUCGACUGCCACGGUCUCCGCUCGCGUGCCCCUGUUCCUGAUGCCCUGCCUCCUUUGCAUGGGUGCCUUUAAGGCCUUCCUUGAGAUCUGGUAG